Molecule: messenger RNA, 954 nt
Organism: Emys orbicularis (European pond turtle)
Lineage: Eukaryota; Metazoa; Chordata; Testudines; Emydidae
Product: olfactory receptor 10A7-like
Exons: 1
Coding region: 1-954 (317 amino acids)
Biological process (GO): G protein-coupled receptor signaling pathway; detection of chemical stimulus involved in sensory perception of smell
Cellular component (GO): plasma membrane
Molecular function (GO): olfactory receptor activity; G protein-coupled receptor activity
Source: RefSeq, a predicted model, not a curated record
AUGAAAAAUAGGCAAGAAACAGUGGGAAGAAACAGCACGACAAUCACUGGAUUCAUUCUCCUGGGCUUUUCUGACAUUCCCAGCCUGAAGCACUUAUUUUUUUCAGUGUUUCUGGUGACCUACAUAGUCACCUUGGCUGGAAACCUUCUAAUCAUUGUCCUCACAUUGGCUGACCCAGCCCUUCACAUCCCCAUGUACUUCUUCCUCAGGAACCUGUCCUUCUUGGAGAUGUGCUACACAUCAGUCAAUGUCCCCAAGAUGCUUGGGAAUCUGUUCUCUGGGGAUAAAGCCAUCUCUUUCAUUGGCUGUGCUAUGCAAACCUAUUUCUCUUUUUUCCUUGGUGGGUCAGAGUGUUUUCUCUUGGCGUUCAUGGCCUACGAUCGCUAUGUUGCAAUAUGCAAGCCUCUGCAUUACCCCGUGGUUAUGAACAGGAAGGUGUCCACUGGACUGGUUGCUGGAUCCUGGCUCAGUGGUCUCCUCAUGUCCUUUGGUCACACCAGCAUGGUAUUCACCCUACCCUUCUGCAGAUCCCAUGAGAUUAAUCAUUUCUUUUGUGACAUCCCUCCACUGCUGAAGCUGGCGUGUGGAGACAUCUCCCGCAAUGAAAUGGCUGUCUUCAUCAUGGCUCUGUUCUUUGUCAUCUUCCCCUUCAUGCUAAUCCUCAUGUCCUACGUCUGCAUCAUCUCCACCAUCCUGAGGAUGCCAUCGGGGGAGGGCAGGAGGAAGUCCUUCUCCACCUGCUCCUCACACCUCAUGGUGGUGACAGUGUUCUAUGGCGCCGCUUGUGUUAUGUAUCUGAAGCCUAAUUCCUCCUACUCACCAGACACAGACAAGUUUCUCUCUCUGUUCUACACAGUCAUCACGCCCAUGCUAAACCCCAUCAUCUACAGCCUGAGGAACAAGGAGGUGAAGGGUGCAUUCUGGAGAAUGGUGCGGAGAAGAAGGUUCCAUUGA